ACUGCCAGUCCUGCCUGCAUUUGGACAGCACAAGAAAAGACAAGACAAGACAAGACGAGACAAGGAGAGCGGACCAGAAGAGAAGAAGAUGCCAGCCAUUUUGGUCACCCCCAAGAUGAAGUCAGGAUUGCCCAAGCCUGUGCACAGCGCUCUGCCCAUUCCUCAAUCUCACAUUCAGACACGGAUGACUCAGAGCAGCGGUGCGAAGCUCACACACCACUCCAGUCUGAGGAAAAGCAGCCAGAGCGCUGGUGCACCGCAGGGAAAGAGUCACACGGCCAACGAAACGUCUACGGAUCCACAGAUUUAUACAGACUGGGCAAACCACUACCUGGCAAAGUCGGGUCAUAAGCGCUUGAUCAGAGACCUUCAACAGGACAUAACUGAUGGAGUCCUUCUGGCUGAGAUCAUCCAAGUUCUAGCCAACGAGAAGAUUGCUGAUAUCAACGACUAUCCAAAGAGCCGCUCUCAAAUGAUUGAGAACAUUGAUGCCUGUCUUGGGUUUUUGGCAGCUAAAGGAGUGAAUAUAAAGGGGCUCUGUGCUGAAGAGAUCCGCAGUGGCAACCUGAAAGCCAUCCUGGGCCUAUUUUUCAGCUUAUCACGCUACAAACAACAGCAGCAAAAUGCAACACUGAAGCAAGCCAACGACGAGACACACAUCCUUCAGACUGCCCGUGUCCGUAGUGCCAGUCCCGCCCAGGCACACUCGCCUUGGUGCACUUCCCAUGCACCCCCCUGCUCAGUCCACAUCCAUAAGCACGAGGAGCACAACACCGGUGCAUCUGUGCUCAAGACUCAAGAGGACAUGCAGUCGAAACUACCAGGUCCAUUGAUCCAGCCAAGGAGAUCGAGCAGCAGACGGAGUCAGAGCUUCAUACAUCGUGACGAGUCUAAAAGCCAGAUGUUAAGCUGCACUCAGCACACAGAUAAAUCAAGUCCAUCUCCAAUAAUGGUUGACCAAGGACCUCCCAGUUCUCCUAUUCCUUCGUCUAGCAGCACCACUGGCACCACUAGCACCAAAGAAUGGAGGAGCAAGUCUUUCAACGCCAAGCACAGUGCCACCUCCUCUAUUCUUUCCACCAAACAGCCUUCCUCAACUUCCCUGGAAGUUCCUCCCAAAGUCAUUGCCCAAAAGUCCAUGCUAGACAAGCUAAAGCUCUUUAACAGCAGACCCUCUUCUCGAGCAUCCAGCAUCACAUCUUUAGAAGAUCCUGAAGCUAUAAAUCCAAGUCCGAAUGAAGUAAACAUUUGUCCUGUCCAUCUAGAAGCACAUCUAGGCAACCAGCCACUUAUAACGGCAGGUAACUCCAGUCCUAAGCUGGCAAUAAAAGGUAUCGCACAAAGGACACUGGGUAGGACUUUGGUGCCCAAGGUCAAGGCUGUUGAGAGGGACAAAGACAAAAUGAAAUCCAAAGCCAAAGAUAAAACAACAAAACGAUGUUCCUACAUUGAGCAAGACCGGAUUAUGGAAGAACGGGUAGAAAACAGGGCUGAAACUCCGACAUUGGCUGAUGGUAAAAAAUCCACUUUGAUUCACAAAGGAACCAAGAACCAUAACGCUAAAAAAGAAGGGUCUCCACAAAGUGGUAUACCCAAACUGGGGCAAAACAGUAAAGCCUCAGGGGUGGUAAAGAACUCGGUUGUGCACCCUGGUGGAAAAGUAGAGCCUUCUCGUGUUUUUAGAGCUGGAGGUGCUGCAUUGGCGCAUAAAUGUCCAUCGGAGAACAAGAACUCUAACUCUGCUUCUAGGUUGGUGUCGACAGAAAGACGAUGCAGUCAAAACAGUUCAAGUAAUCUCACUCAGACCAGCAGUACGAACAACAUUCAGCUUCCUCAAGCACAGCAAAGCCAUCCCAACACGGCUACAGUCGCCCCCUUCAUGUACAGGUCUCAGACAGACGUGGAUAAGACAGGUAUGACUGAAGAAGGAGAAGAAAAGAAGGAGAGAUCUGUCCUUCACAGCAAAUCCAUCCACACAUCUUUGGAAAGCCUGACAGGUGAGGAUUCUGAGAGCAGGAGACUAAGGACAGUUAAGAACAUUGCUGAUUUGAGACAAAACCUGGAGGAAACCAUGUCCAGCCUGAGACACGUCACUCAUAUCAGUCACAGCACCCUGCAGACGACUUUUGAUGCCUGCAUUACCACAGAGAUCAGCACAAGAGACUCGCUCGCCCUCACUCCCCGCUCCGUCUCGGCCUCUCCAUGGCAACCGGGUACAUCUGGUCCACGUCUUCAGGCGGGCGACGCCCCCUCGUUAACUACUGGUUUCGGCUCCAACAAGGCCGAGAUGUUGGAGGCUAUCACGGCGGACGGAGCAGGUUACGUGAGCGAUGGAGACAUCCUGGGAAGGAGUGUCAGGAUGGACAGCGCCACCAGCGGCUACAUGACAGACGGAGGGCUCAGCGUGUAUGCACGUCGAACCCACAAACACUCCUCCACGCUUCUCCACUGCGAAAGCCAUACUGACAUUGACAGCUGGGACGACAGCAGCUCAGUCAGCAGUGGUAUCAGCGACGCUCUAGACACAGAUGACCUCAACACCAGCUCGUCUCUCAGCUCCUUCGUCAACACUCCAUCUGCUCCCCUCAGGGACAUAGAAGAGAAGCUCCAGACGGAUGCUGAGAAGCGUUCUGCCAUUGGGUGCAACUCCACCUGGAACGACGACCUCAGGCGUCCUGACGGCUGCUCAGACCCUGGAAUUGAGAUGGAGACCGACUCAAAGUGGUGCAACCCGUCUAAUUUCUCAGACGAAUCAGAGCGCACUUUGACGGGGCGCAAACCUCAUACCAUAUCUCAAACAGGUUCUUGGAGGCGAGGCAUGAGCGCCCAGAUGGGCAUCACCUGUCCAAGGACAAAGACUCUGACCCCAACGAAUUGCAGCCCACUGAAAAUCCAUAGUAAUGGCAAAACAGACGACGCCAAAGUGUCAGAGAAAAGUCGUUUCUCACCACAGGUACCUACAUAUGAAAGCAAGAAGCUUCCCUUAAGCUCCAGCUCCCACACACCUACCAACACAUUCGGCUUCAAGAAAAGCUCCACCGCAGUAACAAUAACUGCCAGUGGGGCCAUAGUGACAAGUGGCUCAGCCACCCUGGGGAAGAUCCCUAAGUCUGUAGGCUUUGGCUCAUCUCGUCUUGUUGGUAAGCAGACUAGUGUCGAUGAUGGAUACCUCCCACCGAGUUCUCGAAGCACCCUCCAGUACCGGAGUCUACCUCGGCCUAGUCGUUCCAGCACUAACCGUGGUACCGGUCGCUCCUUUGAUGCCACCUCUCUUAGCAAAGGCACAGCCACUCUCCCCCACCCGAAGAACAGCAGCCUGUCCAGGUCCAGUGUCAACCAGACAGACCGGGAGAAGGGAGUGUUCUCAGACAAUGACAGCCUAGCUUUGGGACCAAUAAACAAAGCCGGUGGUGGGGCUCAGUGCCAGCCAGGUAGACAGUCAGUAGGGAAGAGCACCGAUACCUCAUCCCCUACCAUGCGCAGGCUCUUUGGGAGUAAACCAGGCGCCAAGCCAACCCCCAUCACCACCUCUGACAGCAUGAAGAACUCCGCCAUAAUUUCCAAUCAACACACAGCUUCCAUCCAGACCUGCGCUCUCGAGACACCACCAGUCAGUAGCGGAAGCACACGUGGUCCCCUGCAUGGGGAAAAUCUACCAAUUACGCAGAAGUCAACAAGCAGUGAUGGCAUUAAGGGUUCUCUGGGCAAAGAAGAGACACUUCCUGACCGCACCACCCGGACCGGCCAGUCGGACAGGUAUCCUCACCUGCCACAAGGACGGGUAACAGAAGAGGCACGUGAUUGGCUGAAUGGCGGCAUUCAGGAUUCGCCGGUCUCCUCCCCUUUUUCACCUGCCUCCAACCUCAGCUCACCUUCAGCAACACGCUUCAACUUCACCACCACUGGCGGUCCCGUCAUGGCUGCGCAGAUAAACCUGGCAACGCUGCGGUCCUCUACCAAUCAGGAUGGGCCACAUGAACAGCAGGUCGAUGCUCGUCUACGCAAUGCCACACACUCUCUGGUGGAGAAAAACCGCACCAUGAGCACCUCUGGAUCUUUCCGUGAAGCACUGGAGGAAGUGCAUGGCUCUUCUCUGUCUCUGGUGUCCAACACAUCAUCUGUUUACUCCACGCCUGAAGAGAAGUCUCAGUCAGAGAUCCGAAAGCUUAGGAGAGAGCUGGAGGCAUCUCAGGAGAAAGUGUCAACGCUUACCACGCAGCUAAGUGCCAACGCUCACCUGGUAGCAGCAUUUGAGCAGAGUUUGGGCAACAUGACAAUCAGAUUGCAGAGCUUAACCACCACAGCAGAACAGAAGGACACAGAGCUGAAUGAAAUGAAGAAGACCAUCGAUCUGUUGAAGAAGCAGAACACCGUGGCUCAGGCUGCCAUCAGCGGAAUCAUUAACACACCAGAGACCCCGAACAAAGACUCUUCAGUCGGUUCUCCUCUCUCAGCACCAGCAGCAGAUCUUCAGAUCCAGCGGCAGCCUUCCUCUGACAGUGUGUCGAGCCUCACCAGUCACUCCAGCCUGGAGCUCGACGCCAACAGCAAGAAGAAACGGAAGAACUGGCUACGGAGCUCUUUUAAACAGGCCUUCGGGAAGAAAAAGUCCCCGAAGACGCUCUCGUCUCAUUCAGACGUCGAGGAGAUGGAUGAGUCCUCGGUGCCCUCGUCACCCAGACUGCCGUAUGGCUGCCACUCCUCUGGGACGUCGUUGCUCAGACACUCACACUCCAACUCACUCCCUGUCCUUUCAUCGCUCUCCAUAUAUGGAAAUGGUUGGGGCCAUAACAGUGCUCCCAUCAGGACCAGCUCUCUGGCACGGAUCUCAGAGUGUACAGACUGUGAGACGGAGACGGUCAUGCAGUUACGCAGCGAGCUACGUGAUAAGGAGAUGAAGCUGACUGACAUCAGACUGGAGGCUCUAAGCUCCGCCCACCAACUCGACCAGCUCAGAGAGUCCAUGAACCGCAUGCAGGUAGAGAUGGAGAAGCUGAAACUGGAGAAUGAGCGUCUGAGAACAACCACUAGGGGGAGCUGCAGCACAACCACAGCACAGGCACCUGUGUGUCCCCCAGCUGUCGUCCUGUCCUCUCAGUCAAGCCUUACAGAGUCCACCAGCUUAGACAUGCUGCUGGAGGACAGUGGAGACGGAGGCUCUCGUAAAGAGGGACAUGUUAAGGUGGUAGUGAGUCUGGACAGAAACCCGGGGUGGAAAGAGGAGGUCAGGCAACACGACUUCCUGAUCGGCUGCAUCGGCGUCAGCAGUAAAACCAAAUGGGAGGUUCUGGAUGGUGUCGUUCGCCGACUCUUCAAGGAGUACAUUAUCCACGUGGACCCUGUCUCACAGCUGGGCCUGAACACAGACAGCGUGCUCAGCUACGGCAUCGGAGACGUUCAGCGCACCUGCGAAGCCGACACGCCGGAGCUGCUGCCCUGCGGCUACCUGGUGGGAGACAGUGACACCAUCUCCGUCCGGCUGAAAGGUGCUGAGGAGCACAGUGAGGAUGCCUUGGUGUUUGAGACUCUCAUCCCGAAGCCCAUCUUGCAGCGCUACGUUUCUCAGCUCCAGGAACACCGGCUGGUCAUUCUGUCCGGGCCCUCAGGCACGGGGAAGAGCUUCCUGGCCGCGAGGUUGGCUGAGCAUGUGAUCCUGAUGGAGGGACACUCACUAAGCAAACAGCUCAUCACGUCUUUCAGUGCGGACAACAAGUCCAACAAGGAGCUGCAGCAAUUCCUGUCUAACCUGACGGAGCAGUGUAGCAACAGAUCCAUGGUCGUGGUGGCACCUCGAGUCGUCAUCGUAGAAAACCUGCAUCAUGUUGGCUCUGUCAGCGAGCUCUUCAACAGCCUUCAAAACUGCAAAGACCACCGUUGCCCGUAUAUAAUUGGCACUAUGAACCAAACGUCAUCGUCCUCGUCCACCCCGAAUCUGCAACUUCACCACAAUUUCAGAUGGCUGCUUUGUGCUAACCACACUGAACCAGUGAAGGGCUUCUUGGGACGUUUCCUGCGGCGAAAGCUUCUAGAAACUGAGAUCAGCAGUCGCGUGCGUAAAGGCGACCUGGUGAAAAUCGUCGAGUGGAUCCCCUGUGUCUGGCAGCAUCUCAACCGCUUCCUGGAGACACACAGCUCUUCUGACGUCACCAUCGGGCCUCGCCUCUUCCUGUCCUGUCCCAUGGACGUCGAGGGUUCUCAGGUAUGGUUUACGGACUUGUGGAACUAUUCCAUCAUUCCCUACAUGCUCGAGGCUGUUCGUGAGGGUCUGCAGCUGUAUGGGAGAAAGGCAGCAUGGGAGGACCCGUCUCUCUGGGUGUUAGAGAGUUACCCAUGGCUGCCGGGUCUCCAGCAGCUCCAGUGUCCUCCUCUGCUUCAACUACGACGUGAGGACGUGGGCUUCGACAGCUUCCACAGAGACGCUGGCUCACAGGGCACAGAGAUCACCCCGGACGGAGCAGAUCACGACCCGCUGAUGAACAUGCUCAUGAGGCUAAAGGAGGCGGCUCACUGCACCGGCCCACCGAGCGACGACAGCGACUCCCAGCAGCAACUGUGACACCCAGGACGCCCGCGACCCAUCGGUGGAGUCGACACUGUGAUCAAAAUAUCAGUAUCUCUUAAUCUUCCAUGAAGAAAAGAGUUACAGCGUACAAAAAGAAGAAGAAUCGGUGUAGGAAACAUAGCACUCCAGUAGACCUGGAUUGAUUCAGAGACAUCAAGAAGCAGUUUGCUGACAUGACUGUGGACUAAACUGUUCCACACAGGAGUCGAGGCUACUACAGGUGGCUGUUGUUUUAAACACGCCCCCUUUGACUUUCUCUAACAGAUCAGAACUCUUUAAUAUAGUGACUUUUGCAAUCAGAAACAAAUAUUUGCUUUAAAUAUUGAUUUCUGUAGCAAUUUGCACACCCAAUUUUGUACACACAAAGUGCCAUACAGCUGCCCUGCCUUUAUAACUAGCCAUCAUGCUAGCUUGAAGUUUAGCAAGUACAACAAUGCUGCGUUCGACUUGCCUCGAACAUGGAAUUACACCUUACAGUAUUCAACCACACUGCUUUCAGUGAUAUGAAGUGGAGACCAAUAUUUUUGUAUUUGGUUGGCAGUAAUGAAUAAACUGUAUUUUCCUCAGAAAAACUGCAAACUGCCGAGUCAUCCUGGUGUUUUAGAUUUAACAAGCAAGCAUUUAGUGUAGGUCGAUUUAUCCGUUUGGCGUUUUCGUUUGAAUUUUCUGAUUUGAGGUCAAACACAGCUUAAAUUUAAGGUGUGAUGUCAUGUAUAAACAGGGGGUGGGGGGGGAGAGAAAAAUUAUAAACAAGCAAAUUAAGAAUUUUGAACAUUUUAAGAUUCCUUUAAGAUUCAGUUCAAAGAUUUUUUUUUAUCCCAAGGAAAGUUAGUCCCAUAUUUAAAUCAUCAUUAUUAUUAUUUUUUUUUAAAUGAUUAAAACCAGUCCAUUUAAAUGCACAUAUCAGCCAAAUCAAAUUUGCCACUUCGCUUUUAUAAAAAAAGCCUUAAACAAUAUAUAAAAUUUAGGUCUUGUGUGGUAUUGCAUUAUACAUUAUAAGAGCCAAUCAUACUUAUACAGUAUGCAAGUGAAGACUGCACAACACACCAGCAUACUAUACCAGGCAGUAUAUAAAUUGUUUAAGUUGCAUAUACAAUAUACGACUAGCUAUACAUUUCUCAUUGAAAAUUGAAAAUUUUAAUAUUUUCUGUUGUUUGUGGAACCAACAUAUCGGCAAUUGUUUGCUCAUGCUCUUUUCUAAGAUCUAUACAUUACACGAUUUUGUGGGUGCACACUAGAUGCCGCCAUAACCGUGUUUCUUUUUCAGGGCAUUUUCUUCAAGCUGCCUAUGUACUGUGUGACUUGUUAAGUUUUUGGAAAUGCAAUUCAUAUAUGCAAAAUCAGAGUGCAUAUUUAAAGGAGUUUUUUAACUCGACUGAUAUCUUUCAUGCACAAUCAAGAAAACUGUAUCAUAUGGACUCGUCUGUGAGCUUCCAUGCACAAUAUGGACCAUACCGUACACGUACCGUAUGUGGUGCUAACGCUCGCUAAUUAUUGCCUUAUUACUUUUGUUACUACAGUAGGAAUCAUAAAUGCUGGAAAAGUUUACACCAGUACACCACUGUGUUGGCGACUUUGGUUACGUGGGACGCAUUUGUAAUCAGAGCCAAUAAGGGAAAUACGAGUUCAUUGAGGUAAUCAGUAAAGCUUUGUUUUUACAUGAAAAAAGCGGCAGUGGAAAUGAAGGUGCUGUGUUAUAUCUCGCCAAACGUGGUGUUGGUAUGUUAAUGCUGGAAAAACCUUAAAUCACUGAUGCUUCCAGUAAAGUGAGAACUUUUAAACAAUUUCAAUUUCAUUUUGCUUUAAAGAAGUGGGUAUAUUUUCUUUGGUAAAGACCUGUCUUCUAAAAAUUAUUUACAAUUUCAUUUAUCUACAGAUCUUUUCCUGACCCUCGGCAAAGCUCAUUUGUUUUGUAAAAACUGUUCAACAUCUGGACCGGAAAUAUAUAAACCCUAAAAAUGAAGAAACUACCCAGAUCCAUUUAUAUAAAUAUUGCAGAAGAGUAUUUCUUUUCUUAGUUGAUAACCACGAGAUGAUUAUUAUUACAGGUCUAGAAGCACUUUCCAAAAAUUGAAAACUGCUCCUUUAAUCUUAACUAAUUUCCCGGGACAGUGAUAACUGCCUGUUUUUUUUUUUGUUGUUUUUUUUGUGAGAGUCUUUUUUGUUUGAAUGAAGCAUGAUUGUGUGAAUUGAUUAUGUGAAUUGCCAGCAGAGGAGAAAAAGAACUCUUGUUUUAUGUCUCUGUACACAGAAGCACUUUGAACAUACACACACACACACAGAGCAGACUUUGGCACUCUUUUGCCUAAUCUAAAGCCCUCUGAGCCGGAGUGAUUUGCUUUCUCCAGGGCCGAGUGCCGGCGUGUCUAGUGGCCCGAACCGGAGAAUUAUCUCGCCGUCCAUUUUCACGCAGUUUCAAAGGAGCACUCGGCACUGCUUUUGUUUCGACGUCUGCACUUUGUUCGCUCUUGAAAUGAAGGUUCUCAAGCUUUCAUGUGACGCACGACGUUGGACUUGUGAUGCCGAGCUUUUCUAAACGGACCUUUGGAUUAAAGAGACGCUAUGCAAUUUUUUUUUUCUCUAGUAGUUGUGGUUUCUUAUAAUGAUGCAUUGUUGAGCACACCAUUUGGUUAAAGAUCCUUUUUUUUUUUAAACACAUUGCUUUUUUGUUUAGAUGAUAAAUGGAAGAGGAAAAAUAUGCUUGUAAAAUAUGCUUGAGUGUUGUAAUGCCAUCUUUUUGGUUUGAUGUAGUUUCACAUGUACAGUAUGUGUGUAAAUUUUUAACCUUGUACCAGAAAUGGAACUUGUUUAAACUGUUCUUUAAAGUAAAUAGAGUAAAUUAUGUACAGAUGACUUUUUCUAUCACAUUGUACAGUUUAUUUAGUUAUAGAUUUUGGGGGGUUCUUGGAGAAUAAAGAUGAUUGCUCUCU
This is a messenger RNA of Clarias gariepinus (North African catfish), 9492 nucleotides long. RefSeq names its product neuron navigator 2b (gene nav2b). Bases 89 to 6556 code for a protein of 2155 amino acids. The record is from RefSeq and is a predicted model, not a curated record. Lineage: Eukaryota; Metazoa; Chordata; Actinopteri; Siluriformes; Clariidae. Gene Ontology annotation, biological process: nervous system development; neurogenesis. Gene Ontology annotation, molecular function: protein binding. The transcript has 37 exons.